GCAUGCCACAUCUCCUUGCAGUAUAUACCUGUACGAACACAUCAGAGGAGGAGAUUACUACUAAGUGUCACUGCUAAUGGCAGAACAUACAGUUUCCCCCUCCCUCUGUCGUUUCUGGAUUUAUAGUUCUGUCUAGUGAGCAGCAGGAUUUAUUGCCGUUUCUCCUCAUUUAAAAAGAUCCGAAAAAACAAUGACCGGACAGCGCGCAGCUACGUAGAGAAAGUGAACGUGAAUGACGCUCGUAUAUUGUCAAGAAGAAAGCGCGCUUGAAUGGAUGGGAUAAACGUGAACGGCGAGGAGGGAAUUAAGACUGAGAGAAACGCUGGGAUCCCGCGCAGGACAAAGGAGAGCGCAGUGAAGAACUGCGAUGGCCUAGAUUUGUAAAACCUCAGAAGCUGGUCUGUCAUUCUGCCGCACUGGAUUCCGUUUAAGACGCUAGAUUUAUUAUUUUAUUUUUUGUGUGUAUUUGAAUGCCGAGUGCCUUGGGUAAGCCUAUAGUAUCAGAUGUUCGCAACUUCGCGCAAAAAUGCAUCAAUGGAACACACUCGAAAACGUAAUCCUUUACGUUUUUAAAAUAAAAAUAAUUGAAAACAGUGACUGUUUUGAGAGGUUUGGCAUGUUUUGUUUCUCGAUGGUUGUUUAUCCAGAGCAUUGACUGAGCCAUGGCUAUUUAACCCCGCGGUUAAAUGAGUAAAUAUACUUUUAUGUUCUCGCAACAAUGUUAACUCUUUGAAUUAUGGCGAUGACCGCGGAAUCUGGUGGUAGCUGCGGCGCAUCCCGUAAAAGCGACGGGAAAAGCCCCGGGGCCCCAGACCGCAAUGGUAACGCGAAAACUUGCAUCGCGUCUUUGUCUCAGCGUCCGGACUACAGAGCGUUGCCGAGACUGGCGCUGGACAAAAUACGGAGUUCUGAGAGACUUUCGUCUGCAGUCUUCGUGGGGUCGCUUUCGGUCUUUCUCGCCCUGGUGGUUAAAUUCGUGAACUGGGGAUGCGAGCGCAGCGGCAGAAGCAAUAGCAGACAGACCGGGUCUCCCGUCAUUUUCACGUCCAGCUGCGCGGGGGAGCUAUUGCUAACUUGGUGGCAUCUGCUUUCCACAAUCGUCACCCUCCUUUGUGCCUUCUUCUGGGUCGGCUUGCAUCUGAUCCGCUGCGGAGUCCUGGUCCAAACAUUCCUUUUUCUUUUGACCGCGUGCCAGCUGGGCGAAGCGGCGGCGCAGUCGCUCGUGCACGGGGCGGAGGGGCAGUUGCUCUCGUUCACUUCGACCGUGGUGGUGCUCGCGUGCCUGGCGAGCGGCGCACUGAUGGUGGCGAAGCUCGAGCACGGGAUCUCCAUCAUCGUCUUCAUCAGCGUCGUCCGGACGGUCUCCAUAAUUUCGCUGAGCAAAGUACGGGCCAGCUGGAGACCGUACUUGGCGUACGUCGUCGGGGUGCUCGGCGUCUUGUUAGCGAGGUAUGCCGACAAGCUGCUGCCGAGCCAAGGGGUACAGAGGGAGGGCUGUACCUCCGUGACCGGGGCAAAGGAAGAUAUCCCGGUUUUUAAAAGGCGAAGGAGGUCCAGCUCCGUGAUAUCGUCGGAAAUGGGACACGGUCAGUCUAACAGCAAGUCGCGCCGGCGCACCUCCCUCCCGUGCAUACAGAGGGACCAGACGCUGUUCCAGUCUGAACUGGACCACAAGCGGGGCCCUCGGAUGUCCCAGUCGCUGGGCACCAGCGUGGCGGUGGACGUCGCCGUGAUGGGCGAGGCCCACGGGCUCAUCUCGGACCUGCUGGCGGACCCCUCCCUGUCCCCAAACACCUGCACCUCGCUCCGCGCCGUCAGCAACCUGCUGAGCACCCAGCUGACCUUCCAGCCCCCCCCGCACCGGCCCCGCCUCAACACGCUGGGCUCCUUCAGCGACACCCACGCCUGCUCCGACUCCGACGACGGCGGCGGCAGCGGCAGCCUGGACAGGGUCGAGAGGCUGGCCAUCGCCAAGCGUCUCCGGCGGAGCCUGCCCCAGGGGGUUCUGCACAGGGUCUCCUCCAGCUGGACCACCACCACCUCCGCCACGGGCCUCCCCACCCUGGAGCCGGGACCCGUGUGCCGGGACCGCUCCGCCGGCGGCAAGCUCGCGCACGAGGGCUCCACCUGCAGCUGUGGGCGAGCCUAUGCUAAGCUAAGCCACGGGGAAGGGUCAGCUGACAGGAUACACCGAACACACGACCCGGCGACGACGUCGUCUGACUACGACAGCACGUACGAGACCAACAACAGCGACAGCAGCGACGUGGCGCAGAACGACGACGAGCCGCGGGGGAGCAGGAAGCUCGCGGAGCCGCCGGAGGGGUGCAGGGCGUGCCCGUCCGAAAACAGCGUCCUGCACCCCUUAAUACACACAGGGGAAGAGCCCAUUCUGGCCCCCGAGCCCCUGGUGAUGGCGGAGCUGGAGCCGCUGAUGAGCCAGCUCAACAACUGGAACUUCCCCAUCUUCAGCCUGGUGGAGAGAACGCACGGCGACGGCGGCCGCAUCCUCAGCCAGGUCUCCUACAGGCUCUUUGAAGACACGGGGCUGUUCGAGACGUUUAAGAUCCCCGCGCGCGAGUUCAUGAACUACUUCCACGCCCUGGAGAGCGGGUACAGGGACAUACCGUAUCACAACAGGAUCCACGCCACCGACGUGCUGCACGCGGUCUGGUACCUCACCACGCAGGCCGUCCCGGGCCUGCCCAGCCUCGUCAACGACCACAGCUCCGCCAGCGACUCCGACUCGGACAGCGGCAUCACGCACAGCCACAUGGGUUUCCUGCUGUCCAAGACGUACGCGGCGUCCGAGGACGGCUACGGAUGCCUGUCGGGCCUGGUCCCCGCCCUGGAGCUGAUGGCGCUGUACGUGGCCGCCGCCAUGCACGACUACGACCACCCGGGCAGGACCAACGCCUUCCUGGUGGCCACCGGCGCGCCGCAGGCCGUCCUGUACAACGACCGCUCGGUGCUGGAGAACCACCACGCCGCCUCCGCCUGGAACCUGUUCAUGUCGCGGCCCGAGUACAACUUCCUGGUCAACCUGGACCACGUGGAGUUCAAGCGCUUCCGCUUCCUGGUCAUCGAGGCCAUCCUGGCCACCGACCUGAAGAAGCACUUCGACUUCCUGGCCGAGUUCAACGCCAAGGUGGGGGAUGACGGGAGCCCGGGCAUCGACUGGGCCAAUGAGAACGACCGGCUGCUGGUGUGCCAGAUGUGCAUCAAGCUGGCCGACGUCAACGGGCCCCUGAAGAGCCGGGACCUGCACCUGCAGUGGACCGAGGGCAUCGUCAACGAGUUCUACCAGCAGGGUGACGAGGAGUCCAGCCUGGGCCUUCCCAUCAGUCCCUUCAUGGACCGGGCGGCGCCGCAGCUGGCCCAGCUGCAGGAGUCCUUCAUCGCGCACAUCGUGGGGCCCCUGUGCGGCUCCUACCACUCCGCCGCCCUCAUGCCCGGCCGCUGGGCCGAGCGCGGGGACGAGGAGGAAGAGGAGGAGGAGGAAGAGGACACGGCGGCGGCGGAGGAGGACAACGCGUACGCCGGCUCCGUGGCCUCCCGGAGCGGGACGGAGAAGAGGCGGAAGGCGCUCUGCCCGAUGACCCGCCACCUGCUGGAGAACCACCGGAUGUGGAAGGAGGUGAUCGCGGAGGCGGGGCCGAAACAAGGGGAGGAGGAGGAGGAGGAGGCGGAGCCGGCUCGCCGCGGCAACCCCGCCGAGCCCAGCCCGGCCAUCCACGAGGAGGAGGAGGGGGAGGAGGAGGAGGAGGAGGAGGAGGAGCCGGGCAGCAAAGGGGCGGGGCCCGAGGAAGGCCCAGUGCGGCGGGCGGAGUCGGAGGCGGAGCUUGAGGCCCCGGAGUCCGAAACCGCCGAGGAAGAGGAGGGGCUGCCAGAUUGACACUGCUGACGAAGAGCGAGCCAAAACAUUGUUUUAUUUUUGCUUUUUUAAAAACUGAUAUUUUUACUGGCAGCACAUGACUUAGACACAACACUGUAGAAGUUUGGGGAGUAUGUGCCUAUAGGAA
Molecule: messenger RNA, 4022 nt
Organism: Anguilla anguilla (European eel)
Lineage: Eukaryota; Metazoa; Chordata; Actinopteri; Anguilliformes; Anguillidae
Product: cGMP-inhibited 3',5'-cyclic phosphodiesterase A-like
Exons: 14
Coding region: 737-3895 (1052 amino acids)
Biological process (GO): oocyte maturation; positive regulation of oocyte development
Cellular component (GO): cytosol
Molecular function (GO): 3',5'-cyclic-AMP phosphodiesterase activity
Source: RefSeq, a predicted model, not a curated record